Molecule: messenger RNA, 870 nt
Organism: Owenia fusiformis
Lineage: Eukaryota; Metazoa; Annelida; Polychaeta; Sabellida; Oweniidae
Source: the annotation of a GenBank genome assembly
AUUAACUCUCUGAAAUAAAAUAUUAUCUGCUUCACAAUAUCGAUUUUAUCCAUUAACGUGUUACAAUUAUGUGAGUGUAUGUAUUAUCAAUUAUACACACACGGGACAUCGCUAACAUGCUGUCCUGCAAGAAUCUUUUGGGAGUAGUCAUUUUUAUCACCGUGCUAGGUAGUCUGGUAGAUUCAAAGUAUCAUGCUGACUGCAUGAAGAAAUGUAAGACAACAGGAAUUAAUAUCAAGAAGUGUAGGAUAUCGUGCAAGAUUCCAAAGGUAGCACACUUGAAUGGAACAUGUUGGAAUGUAUGCGUUGCAGAGUUAGGAGGAUCGCAAUUCAAAACAUGUAUGACAAAAUGCAUUUUAAAACCAGUUAAUUGCCAAUGGAAGCAGUGGACGGACUGGGGAACGUGUACAGAAUGUUUGAAAUGUUGCGAGAGACAUUGCAUAAGGACCAGAGGAAAAACACCAGCACUUCGAGGCGGAAAACCGUGCAUGGGGUCUCAUAUAGAAUACCAGGUCGUGAAAUGCAGCAAGACUGAGUGCUCGCAGCCCGAUCCAAGUCCAGGAACAUGCGGUGGGUGGGGAGUCUCACAUUACACAACAUUCGAUGGGUUGCGUUAUGACUUCCAAGGUGAUUGUAAAUACAUCCUUUUACGUUCAGUCAACGGUGCAUUCAAGAUUGAAGUGAAACAUAUACGCACAACACCAACAAGCACCGUAUCAUUCACAAUAUACGCUGAUGUAUAUGUAGGUGAUGAUGUCAUACGUCUUGGACGCGUGUCUCCCGUGACGGUGAACAGAAAUCCAAUAGCCCUGUUCCCUUAUAAUACUGAUCUUUACUCCAUUGAGGUCAAUGGGGCUACUAUAACAUUCA